AUGGGUCCUUCUUUACAGACGUAUAAUUACAGUGCAGCUGGUGCUGGGUAUUCAGAUGAUGUAGAUAGUUGGUAUCCUCUUCCUGAGGAGGAGGAGGAUACAAAGGAGGAUGAUGAUGGUAUUAAGGAAGAAGAGAAUACAUUAUUAACAAUUCUUAUUAGUGCAUUAGCAUUAAGGACUCCUAUUAAUCAUCAAGCAAUAAAGGAAUCAGGAGAAAGAGGAGAAGAAGGACAUGAUGAUUUAUUUAAUGAUGAAGAAGAAGGAGGAGGAGAAGAAGAAGAAGAAGAAAUGGAUACAAAUCCUCUUGUAGAUAGCGAGACACAAAGAGAAUUACUUAAUGCUCUUGAUGAAUUAGAGAAAAUUCUUAGAGAAGAAGAAAAAUACAUGGGUAUUUAA
This is a messenger RNA of Eimeria maxima, 396 nucleotides long. RefSeq lists its product as hypothetical. The transcript is spliced from 3 exons. Lineage: Eukaryota; Apicomplexa; Conoidasida; Eucoccidiorida; Eimeriidae. Bases 1 to 396 code for a protein of 131 amino acids. The record is from RefSeq and is a predicted model, not a curated record.